CCCGUCUUUUUCCUCCUCUCUCUCUCUCUCUCUCUCUCUCUCUCUCCUUUUCCUUCACAUCAUUCGAGAAGCAGCUACAGAGCCUGGCCGUAGUAACAGUUGCUGUUUGUUGUGGAGAUGGAGAUCAGGGGUGGAAGAGGAAGGAGGUUCAGCAGCAGGGAGGCGAGCCCAGAGCGAGCCAGACUGGGGUGCUCGCAGCAACAGAGGUUCAUCAGGUGUUUGAGGAAAGUUCAGGUCAUAUACUAUCUCAGCAGGAAUGGGCAGCUGGAGCAACCCCACUUCAUCGAGCUCCCUCACCUCCCAAACCACCAGCUCCGCCUCCGAGAUGUGAUGGAGAGACUGACUCUUCUCCGAGGCAAAGGCAUGCCUUGCCUCUUUUCCUGGUCUUGCAAGAGGAGCUACAAGAAUGGGUACGUGUGGAAUGACUUGGCCGAGAACGACAUCAUCAUUCCGGCGGACGGCGUGGAGUACGUUCUGAAAGGCUCUGAGAUCAUCCCGGGCGCUUAUGCGCGUUUCCAACACGUCACUGCGAGCACCAGGCAGCCAAAACGACUUCCUGCGCCCCACAGACUCCUUUUGGAACCAGAAGACGACGACGAAGAAGAGGCAGCGGAAGAAGAGGAGGAAGAGGAGGAGGAAGAGCUGAGAGGCGGUAAGGGCACGGGGGGUGACAAGCAUCCGAACGGCGCAGGUUACUCUCGGCUUUCCCGGGGCGUUUCGACGGACGAGAUCGAGCGAGUCGCGGCUCCGGCUAACCACCACGGGCUCACCGAGCUGCCCACCGACGACUCCUCUCCGCCUUCCUCCACCACGUCGGACAAGCCCCCCACCCACGCCCCCGGCCGCGGCGCCUCCCGGAGGUUCGAGGAGGUCGACCAGACGCCGGAACCGGGCCUGACUCGGAACUCGGUCCUGCUCCAACUCAUCGCCUGCGGGUCGGCGGCCCUGAAGGGAAGAAGCAGCCCCAGCGGCGGGAUGAUCAAGGCCGCCGCCACCUCCGCCUCACCAGUUGAGGAGCGGAGACGCAACGGGCGACACCGUGGAGUGGUGAGUCGACUCGCGAGCCGGGCGGGCGAGGAGGACGAGCUGCGUCUCCACUCGGAUAACCCCCGCUUCUGUCACCCUCUGAUAGAGGACAAGGAGUACUUCAGCGGCAGCAUCGUCGAGGGUAGCAGGGGGCCGUCCGAGCCCUCUCUCAAGAAAUCCUCCUCCUACAACGAAGAAAGGAGAUCAAAGCUUGGGAUUGGUGAAGGGAAGCUGGAGAUGGGGAAGGACAGAGGAGGGGAUGUGAAAGUGCGACUGUACUUUACUGUGCAACUUUGGACCACUGCCAUUGCUAGGAUCGGAAGCAUCCCAAAGGAUAUCUUUCUCUGGAAUCUAUGCUGGAUCCUGUUCUCCAGCAGUGUUUCUCUUAGCUAGGUCUUAGGUUUGAUGUCUGGAUCUGCCAUUAUUGCAUCCUUUCAGAAGAAUUACUGCUCAGUUCAUGCUGUCGACAGAACCGAAGAACAGUGAAUCAUUAUUGCCUAUGCAUGGGCUUAAUAGAUGGAUCCCUGCUCCUUUUGGGCAUUCAAUGGCUUUGUAUUCA
Musa acuminata AAA Group (dessert banana) is the source of this 1585-nucleotide messenger RNA. RefSeq names its product protein SOSEKI 2-like. Bases 118 to 1419 code for a protein of 433 amino acids. Lineage: Eukaryota; Viridiplantae; Streptophyta; Magnoliopsida; Zingiberales; Musaceae. The transcript is spliced from 6 exons. The record is from RefSeq and is a predicted model, not a curated record.